Lottia gigantea (owl limpet) is the source of this 960-nucleotide messenger RNA. RefSeq lists its product as hypothetical. The record is from RefSeq and is a predicted model, not a curated record. Lineage: Eukaryota; Metazoa; Mollusca; Gastropoda; Lottiidae. Gene Ontology annotation, biological process: intrinsic apoptotic signaling pathway in response to endoplasmic reticulum stress. The transcript is spliced from 4 exons. Bases 1 to 960 code for a protein of 319 amino acids.
AUGGAAAAAGAUUUCCGAUAUUAUUUUCAACAUCCGUAUUGUCGUAUUUUUGUGGCUUAUUUUGUGACAUUUUGUAAUUUUCUGAUAUAUGCGGAGGAUCCAGUAGCUCACAGUCUGAAGGAGUGUAAUAUUCCUGUGAUUGGAAAUGAUUUUGCCUUCGUAUGUACUCGCUAUCCACCCAAUGCCUGGAGUCUGUUGAAAGUCGUGUUGUGGCUCAGUGCCAUCAUUGUUGGAAUAUUGGUUGGAAAAUUUUUAUUCCAUAGAUUGUUGUUUACUCGUUUAUUCCGUAUCAAGAUGUUUCAAGAUGAUCAAGGAUCGUGGAUGGUGAUGUUUCUGUGUGUUGUUGUUGUAAUGUUUAUCUUUUCCUUCCUGUACAAUGCCUUCUUACUGAUCGGGGGAGACAGCACCCUUCCCUACCGUAUCUCAGACCUCAUGGGCGUCUCCAACUCAUUCUUCAUGAAAGCAGCCGCCUGUGGAACUUGGUGUGGCGAUUUCUUUACUGCUUGGAUGGUAACAGAUAUGAUGUUACAAGAGAGAUUAUACCCCACCUGGGCUCCAGGUUUUAGAAAAUGGUGGACGACUGGUUAUAGAAGAGUGAUAGCUUUCUGGAUUAUCGUAUUACUUAUGUCCUUUAUUGUGAUAUUUGUAAUUACUACAGAUUAUAUUGAGUGGGAUAAACUCAACCGGGGUUUUCUACCAACUAAUGAAGUUUCCAGAGCUUUUCUUGCCUCCUUCAUCCUCGUGUUUGAUAUUAUUAUUGUUAUGCAGGAUUGGGAUUUCCCCCAUUUUAUCAGUGUACUAGAUAUAAAGUUACCUGGUUUAGAUACAGCUCAUAUCAAGUUCCAGGUUCCUAUUCCAGACUUUCUGAAAAAAGAAAUCUUAGUUCAUAUUACAGGUAAGAUGUUUAGACUUGUAACAGUACUUCAAGGUAGUGAUCAGUAUGUAGGUACUAGAGUGUAA